Molecule: messenger RNA, 1148 nt
Organism: Pomacea canaliculata
Lineage: Eukaryota; Metazoa; Mollusca; Gastropoda; Architaenioglossa; Ampullariidae
Product: cas scaffolding protein family member 4-like
Exons: 1
Coding region: 292-993 (233 amino acids)
Biological process (GO): cell surface receptor protein tyrosine kinase signaling pathway; cell migration
Cellular component (GO): plasma membrane; cytoplasm
Source: RefSeq, a predicted model, not a curated record
GCGAGACUUCUCCGCAGCCGCCGAACCACCUGGGCAGCAGCAGCGUCUCGCACUUGACUGACCUGCCUCUCGACCGGCCGCACAAUGAUAUCAAACGCAGUCGUAGCUUGGAACACGCGCUGGACGAGCUGUACGACCUGCCACGCAGCAACGCGCCCAAGCUAAGCCUUAAGGCCACCCACCCGGCCUUUGGAUCCGCCACGUCCGUGAACCACGACCCAUCCGCCGUGUACGACAUUCCGCCCCAAGUGACACGGGACUCUGUCAUUUCCGCACGCUCGGAUUCAUCGGAUGAGAGUUCGGCUGUCCUCGUGCAGUGUAGACUCGCGGGGUUCUGGGGCUGACUACACGGGCGGGGCGGAAGGGUUGUAUGAGGAGCUGCUGCUGGACCUGGACUCGGCGCUGGAGCUGCUGGUCAAGCUGCAGCAGGAGGUCAGUCGCACGUCCUCGCGCUUGCUGGCUUUUGUCUCCUCCACAUGGCGCCAGAAGGACUCUCUGCAUAAGCGUAUCUACGACAUCAAGGUGGCCUGCGUGGAGCUGAACAAGGCCCUCGGCGAGUACGUGGACUUUGCCCAGGGAACAUUGGCCAACUCGGCCCGCCUGAGUGACAAAAAGCUGGUCAGCAGGCUCGUGCGUCACGUGACGCCUAUUCAGCAACACAAGCAGAAUUUUUCCCAGGCCCUGCGUGGUCUGGAGGAGAUGAAGUGGCAAGUGAACCUACUGGUGGAGCCUGUCGAGCCGGGAACAUCGGAUGAUCUGGGUACAAUCAUCAACUUGGCCAAAGAACUUGUGCCUGAUGCCAAGAAACUGGGCUCCCUUAUCCAAGGCAACAGCUCUCUUCUGUUUAAACGCUCUUCUGACUUUGCUGCCCACAGCAGAAACGCUACGACCCCUGCCGAGAUCCAUGUUGCAAGCAAGCCACCCAUAGUUCCCAAAACCCGAGGGAUUGCCCAAACAAGGCACUGCCGCCGGAAACGGCGUUGGAGGAGGUAGUGGCGGUGGUUCUGGCGUGGGGGUGGGACUAUAACAUUUAGGGCAAGGACUUUACAGCAACGACCACUGCCUGCUCUGCCGACACCAGAACGACCGUUGCCACCGCCGCCACAGCACCAGCAUCAGCAACAACAGCAGAAAGGAAAAGACUCGGA